AGAUAUUUUAUAUGAUUGGCCAAAAUAUCUUUUGAUCUCUUUAUAAAAUCUUUAUCUUUGGUCUGGUUUCACCUACAAUCCUAGAUAAGAUUUUUAUAGAUGGAAACUUGUACGAGACCGAGCAGGAGCGAUGCUCAUUUGUCUAGAGACGAAGAAGCAAAGAUCGAAGGUGAAACCAGGGACUACUUUGACGGGUUAGCGCCAAAGCGUCACACAAAGCCGCAACGCAGUGAAUAUGCUGCACAAUAUGUCGACGCUGUGCCCGGUGAUGGUGAGGGUGUUAUUCCUGAGUAUACUCAGUUCCAGCAUCUUGAACAAAACUCUGAGAAACUGGUUUACUCAGGUAACAAAGUGACUGAUGAGUUUGUGGAGACAGAAUAUUACAAGGAUCUUAAUGGUGUCGACAAGCAACAUCACACGACAGGAACAGGGUUCAUCAAAGUAGAUAACACAAAUGGCUUCAACCUAGUCCCGGAAUCUGAAUUUGAACAUCAUGCUUCUUGCAAGGGGAACCCCGCUACCAACGAGUGGACCCCAGCACCUGCUGACACGGCAUCUUUUGUGUCCACUAAACCUCCUAGAAGUGAUAGCUGAAAUGGAUUCAUUGCUGCAGAUGUCAUGAAAUAGCAUCUACAAUUACAAUACUAGUCAUUGCAUUUUCAGUACUAAAGUUACUGUGUACGUCUGUUCCGAGGAAUUGUGUGUAACUGAAACUAAGAUGUGUUUGCGCUAAUGAAUAAUACAUUUGACGAUGCUGUUCAAUUUGCUUGCUGCUUAA
This is a messenger RNA of Helianthus annuus (common sunflower), 778 nucleotides long. RefSeq lists its product as uncharacterized. The record is from RefSeq and is a predicted model, not a curated record. The transcript is spliced from 4 exons. The coding region runs from base 100 to 594 and encodes 164 amino acids. Lineage: Eukaryota; Viridiplantae; Streptophyta; Magnoliopsida; Asterales; Asteraceae.